Messenger RNA from Labeo rohita (rohu), 2849 nucleotides. RefSeq names its product serine and arginine rich splicing factor 2a (gene srsf2a). Bases 135 to 809 code for a protein of 224 amino acids. The transcript is spliced from 2 exons. The record is from RefSeq and is a predicted model, not a curated record. Gene Ontology annotation, molecular function: RNA binding. NCBI's taxonomy places the organism in Eukaryota, Metazoa, Chordata, Actinopteri, Cypriniformes, Cyprinidae.
GCCAUUUUAGAGUGUUAUCCGCUCUCGGCGUGUUACUUUGGACUCUCCCGAAUGCUUCGUUGUUUUUCUUGAAAAUCUCGCUCGUAGCUCUAUUAUUUUUGCAUAACAUACUGUAGUAGUGUUAGUGAUUCAAGAUGAGUUACGGCAGACCUCCGCCCGACGUCGAGGGCAUGACAUCUUUAAAAGUCGACAAUCUGACGUACCGCACGUCUCCCGAAACGCUGCGGCGGGUUUUCGAAAAGUACGGCCGGGUGGGGGACGUUUAUAUCCCGAGAGACCGGUACACAAAAGAGAGCCGUGGGUUCGCCUUUGUCCGUUUUCAUGAUAAGCGGGACGCGGAGGAUGCAAUGGACGCGAUGGACGGCGCGCUGCUGGAUGGGCGCGAACUGCGCGUGCAGAUGGCGCGAUACGGCCGCCCGCCAGAUUCGCAUUACGGCCGCCGCGGAGCCCCACCGAGGAGGUACGGAGGACAUGGACGGAGAAGCCGAAGCCGUAGUCCUCGGCGCAGGAGGCACAGCAGGUCUAGGUCCAGGAGCAGGAGCCGGUCCCGUUCCCGUAGCAGAUCCCGCUACAGCCGUUCCAGAUCCAGGUCCUACUCCCGUUCCCGGUCUAGGUCCCGUUCCCGCUCCAAAACCCGCACACCACGCAGAAGCAAGUCCAAAUCGGCAUCCAGGUCCCGGUCGAGGUCUAAGUCCAAGUCUCGCUCCAGGAGCCGUACUCCGAGAUCGAACAAAGGAUCCAAAUCACGAUCCAGAUCAAGAAGCAGACCCAAAUCUCCAGAGGAUGCCGGAGCCACUGCUGAAUCGUGAAGCAUAGGUGAGCCUAAUGUUUUGUAUAAAAGUAUAUUCAUAAUGUUGUUGUCAUCCAAAAAUAUGAAUGGCAAGUGUAUUUUUUACUUUUUUUGUUUAUAGUUAAUAUCCCUGGUAGUCCUGAACUUUUGAUUUAAGCAGACCAUCUAAUGACCCCAUUGUAACUCUCGUCCAAAGUGGGGCUAAAGUGAAGGCAUGCACUAAUAGCUCACUUAAAAUGGCUGCUUAAAAUCAUAUUUUAAUAUUUCGCCCUUCUACUUCUUUUUUCACCAAGUCCCUCAGGACAUCUGCAGAUGUAGUAGAUCGGUAGAUGCAUCAUCUCAAAGGAGGUGUCAGGUUUUACCCAAGUUUAGUUUGUUGGAGCUGUUAUUCACAGCAUUUGUCUGGUAUCGCCGUUUCUGCAUGACUUAAGGGUUUUUUAAUUCACUCCCUAAACCUCACAACAGAUAUUUGAUUUGGAGCUGUCGUGGGUAUAACCGUAAGUAUAUUUGUUUUGAAACGUGUACCAGCCAAAAUCCAUUGAUUUUAUCUAAAUGUGGAAUUCUUUCCUCCAAGCUGCUGAUUCCUGUUUGCAAAAGAGGAGUUUGGGGCAGUUUGAGAGCAGUUAGUGUGUGAUCCGACCAUUGGCUGCCUGCUGCUGAUUGGCGGUUGCUAUGGAGCAGGUCGGUCUCAUUGAGUGUUGAGGUGGUGUUGAGGUACGUCUGCAGGACAAUGGACUGAGACCUUUUCAUCAUCCUUGUCACAAACUCAUGUCUAUCGUGGCAUAGGCAAAAGCGGGAUGGAUAUGGGGUGUGUUCUCAAAGCUAGUUUAAGCUGUCUGGCUGCAGGAUGUCUGAUUUCAUUCAGGCAUAUAAUUUAGUAAUCUAAUUACGGGUUGGUUGGUUCUAACCACCGAUAAAUGCUUUGUACGUCAGCUUGCCGACACUUAAAGUGGCUAUGAGAAGUUAACUUCACCCUCAGGUUUGUUGGCUCUCUUCCCAUGAGGUUUCUCGCAGAACAAACAUCAGGUACACGAGGUUUCUUGCAGAACAAAAAUGAGGUCCAUAGAUUAAUUGUAAAUAUGGCUAGCUUCUCAUUGUUUGUUCUGUAUAACUGAGGACCAGCUAUUGAGCAUUGCCUAAUAUGCAAUGCUUCGUUUUAGGACGAUUAUUGUACAACCUUCUCUGCUUUGCUCUUUGAAACUAACUUAGUUCUUCUUUUCUUCUAGAUGUCAGCUGAUUGAAUCUUCGAGGAUCGCAUCGAACAGAUGUCCGUCUGAGGAUACUCAAAUUAUCCAUAUAUCAGACCGAAAGGUUAUUGUAAUUUGGUCUAAAUCUUUUAAAUGAUUUCUUUUCUCUUUUUGUUGCCCACAGUUGUUUUUGUAUCAUACAUUUGAAUUCCAUGUGAUAUUAAAUGAUCUUUAUGCCUAAAUUGGGCUGCUAGGUGAAAUCACUUCACUUCAUUUUUGGUAGUUUUCAUUUUGUUUUGAAACUCCCAGACUAUAAAGUAAGUUCUUUUUAAUCAGUUUUUUUGUUCUUAAUAAACAUUUAUUAAUGGACAGUUUUGGAUGUUGUGAAUAUUUCUUUGACCUUAAAGGACUGGGUAGAGAUUGCAAUUUGGCCACUAAAAAAAUCCUAUGUAAAACCGUGACAUCGUAACGAUUGCUAACCGAGCAGGUGUUAUGGUUUAAAUGGAAAAUUUAACCACAACAUGAUUCUAAUAUUCUCUCUUGUGUAUUUUCUAUGCACUAGGCGCAGUUGCGUAGCAGUUGAGUUUUGCUGGUUAGCUGUUAAGGUGGCGUGUUGCGGUGCAGAGUGCUUGGCUGUUUCCAGUAUUCUCCUGAUUGCUCCUGUGUAACGCCUUGAUUUUGUUUAAAUUUUGGCUGCAGCAUUCAUUCUUUUUGCAGAAAGCUCCUGUGCAAGUCCUUUUGUGAAUACCCAUUAUAAGGCAGAUAUCUGAGCUUAUUUCACAUCUCCGGAAGAGUUCUAUGAUUUGUGACAUGCUCACUUGGUCGUAACCUCCAUGUGAAUGAUGAUGAAAAUAAAGGUUUUCUUUCUUGGA